Messenger RNA from Westerdykella ornata, 1285 nucleotides. RefSeq lists its product as uncharacterized. The record is from RefSeq and is a predicted model, not a curated record. NCBI's taxonomy places the organism in Eukaryota, Fungi, Ascomycota, Dothideomycetes, Pleosporales, Sporormiaceae. The transcript has a single exon. Bases 263 to 1207 code for a protein of 314 amino acids.
GCGUAAGCCACCUGAGGGGAGGCCCAAACUUUUUGGCAACACCUCCUUAGUUGUAGGUCAUUGAACAUCUCCCCACGGGGAGGCACUCGCUGCUGGCAGGGCACCGAUUCCCAAAGUGCUAAUGUGCAAACGGAUCGGGAUUCGUACUUCGUACCUCAGCCGCACACUUUCAUUCUCUGACCCCUCUCUUCAAAAUCACACUUUCCCCGCAUUAGCGGUCGUACAACUUGUUGAUUUUCCCCUCCCCCACUUCCUGCUAGAAAUGGCGAAUGACCUCGAAGAAUGGUGGAGUUUCCAAAGAGGCAUUAUGGGACUGAACCUCCUUUACGUUCUCUUCCAGACGGUUUCUAUGAGCUUUACUCAAGCGGACUCCCAUACCGUCAACUCGUUCUAUGGACCCGGCUCUUUCGUCGCCUGGUUUCUGACUAGCAUUCUCACCUUGCUGUCAGGAGAGUGUCGCAUAUUACUCGACCGAUUUCCUCGGAAGGUCCUUAUCGCAUCAUCUCCAAAACCUCACACGAAAUAUCAACUGCUGGAGGACGACGCUACCCACAUAAAAGACAACCUCGAUUUCGACGCCGCCAUGCUGGCCACAUUUGCAUACCCGACCGUUUCAAGCGUCGAAGUCUUGAUUCGAGCAUCCAACCACGAGUACUCUCCGCGCCGAGAAGCCGCCCACUGCGUCACCCGAAUCGGCGCCAUGAUUUCCUUCUUUGCAAUUCUCUUCGACCUCCAUAAAGAGCAGCACCCCAGUGUCGAAUCCCUCCCCACAUCAUCAGCAAGGCGGCGGGCGUCCUGGGUGAUGCUCUGGAGUCUUUGCACCUUCGCUUCCGUGCUCCAGCCAACGACCGGUUGGUUUACGGCCAUCUCUUUGGCGCUUUCGCUCCUCAGCGCUGUAAACGUUUUUACUAUAACACAGGUGUAUAUGGGCCUUCCUGGGAAAGAUCUAGACUUUACUUGGUAUCUUUCCGCUUCUGUCUGGGCCGGAGUGUUUCUGGCACUGAUGCUGUUCCUCGGCAUACCGAUGGCGGCAGAUACUACCGUUCGUCCGUUCAAGGUCCGGAUCUCUUUCCCAAGAAGCGGGUCGGGGUUGGGAGACCAAGAUCAGUGGUUCGCCCUUCUCAAUGCGCUCAUAUUGGUCAUUGGGCCGGCAUGCCGAAAAAUAUAUAGGAUACGACAGUCUAGAAGCCUUAUUAAGAAAAGCUAAGCUAGAGAUAUAGAUCUGUCAGAUUUGAACACUAGUACUACCCAUCCGAAAAUAUAAAAUACAUUUGUCGUUUGUCGC